CGUCAGUAUGUAAUCUAUCUUCGGAGGUUAACGUCCGAGUAUCCAUGGACAACAAAUUCUCGACAGAAAAAGUGUGAAUACUUUAUUUUAAAGUACGCGGAAGACGUUUGCGGAAUAUUCAACGGAUGUGCUUACGCUGUACGUUUCCUCCUCCUGUUCUCAAAGUUAAUUUUUGUGACUUAAUUAGACUGAAACCUAAUUCGUGGGAGCUAGUUCCGCCUUGUCCUCCCUGUGGGUCAUGGACAGCAGCGAGGAGUGUCAGGAGUAACCAGGACGCCGGUGGGAAACUCGUCUCCGGGUCUUGAGGGUCCAUCUCUACACAGUUAAAGUACGUACUAGAAAAGGUACUAACGGCUGAGUUUUGGACACUGUAAUGGAAAAACCUGAUGAUAAGGUCGACUUGCAACAGAGCACACCAGGGUCUGAAGAAGGAAACUCUGGAGGAGGAGCACCCCCAGCAAAGCGGAAAGGCAAAUUUUCCAUGGGAAAGUUCUUCAGGCCCUUUAGAUUUAAGAAGAAGAAGGCAAAUGAUAAGUUCACUGAAACAUCUAAAGAAUUGGAAAGAAAGAUUUCUGUUAGAAAAUCUCGCAAUGAGCUGAUUGCUAGAGGAGUUUUAAAAGAGAUCCCUGAAAAUGGUAGCAGCAAUGAAAUCCACCUCAAAGACCCACCAGUCAAAAAUGGGCACCCUGUACAAACAGAUGCUGAUAGGGUGUCAGAAAAAGGAAACCAAAAGACUGACAUCAAGGCAAAUCCUAUUAGGUAUUCUCAAGGAGAAGACCGUCGCUUCAGAACACCAUCGGACUCUUCGCUGAACCGGGCGCCUCUGGAUGUGGACAGAUAUGCAAAGUUACCCAUCGAUGUAGACAGACGAAGCCGUCCCGUGGACUAUGAUGAAAGAGGGUCUAACCCUCCACAAGAUGAUAGACCCAUUAAAGACAAGAAGAGGGAUGGCCAAGAUGGCCAAGCCAUUCGGGAGAGGAGGGAUCGGGACGACAGGGACAGGAGGGAUCGUGAUCUGGACGAGAGGGAGAGGCGGGAUCGUAAUCCUGACGAGAGGGAGAGGAGGGAUCGAGACGAGAAGGACCCGAGAGAUCAUGAUAGGGAAGAGAGGGACAAGAGAGAUCGUGAUCGAGACGAGAGGGGGAGGAGGGACCGCGAUCGGGAUGAGAGGAGGGAUCAGGAUGAGAGAGAGAGGAGGAUUUUUGAUCGGGAGGAGACGGAGGGCAGAGAUCGGGAUGAAAGGGAGAGGAAGGAUCGGGACGAGAGGGAGAGGAAGGAUCGGGACGAGAGGGAGAGGAAGGAUCGGGACGAGAGGGAGAGGAAGGAUCGGGACGAGAGGGAGAAGAGAGAUCGGGACAAGAAGGAGAGGAGAGAUCGGGACGAGAGGGAGAAGAGAGAUCGGGACGAGAGGGAGAAGAGAGAUCGGGACGAGAGGGAGAAGAGAGAUCGGGACAAGAGGGAGAAGAGAGAUCGGGACGAGAGGGAGAAGAGAGAUCGGAAUAGGGAGGACAAGGAAAAGAGAAAUCGUGAUGAAAAAGAAUGGAGGGAUCGGGAGCAGUAUGAAAAGGAAAAGAGAGAGCUUGAUGACAGAGAAAGAAAAGACAACAAAGAGCGAUGGCUUGAGCGUGAAAGGAAGGAGAAUAGAGACGAUAGAAAAGAUGAUAAAAUAAGAGAAGAUACUGCCAGGAAAUAUCCUCAGGCGGAGAGAGGUGAUAUCAGGGACAAACGGGAAGACUGGAUUAAGGAGCAGGGAGAUGAACGUGAGAAAACGGACAGAAUCUUGCCUGAUGUUCCACGUUUAGUCCCUGACAUGGACUUGCGACCUCCAAUGCAGCGAAGCUCCUCAGAUGAUGACAAGAAAGCUAUGUUGAACGUUGAACGAAGUUCCACGCUACCCAGAUAUAAACCAGGAGUCGAAUUCCGUGACCGCUCAGAGUCUGUCGGUGUCCGAUUGAUCCCUGACCAUUCCCCGGAGCAAGAUUCCCAAAAACAACUACCCCUACCCAAGCGAGCUUUGGUUCCCCCUAAAUUCCCCACUGGUCAUCUUUCCAACUCCACCAGUUCGCCCCUGUCCUUCUCUUCCUCUUCCUUGUCUUCUACCUCUUCCAGCUCUUCUGUUGAAGCUCCAAUUGCCAAGCCCCCAAGGACUGUCUCUCUCUUUCUAGUAAAUGACCAACUUCAGCCGACUCUUGCUGGUGCUCUCUCAGCAGACUCUGACACACCUCCCCCUGUUCCACCCCACACAAAGCAGCCCCCUGUCCCUCCCCAUGUCCAGGAGCCCCCUGUCCCUCCUCAUGUCCAGCAGCCCCCUGUCCCUCCUCAUGUCCAGCAGCCCCCUGCCCCUCCUCAUGUCCAGCAGCCCCCUGUCUCUCCUCAUGCUCAGCCACCCCCUGUUUCACACCCCAAGCAACCUCCUGUUCCUCCACCUAAACCCACCAACCGCAACAGCAAUCCUCCAGCGCUUGCUUCCUCCCUGAACAGGGCGCCUCAGGUCAGGCAGCCGUGCCCCUGGAGGGGCUCAGGACUCGAGCAGAGCCGGCCCGGCCUCUACCUCUCUCUGCCCGUGUACCUACGCCCCAGGGCUGACCGGACCUGCUCAGCUGAGUUCUCUCAGGCCAGCAGCGGCUUGAACACAGUCAUUGCUCCCGCUAAGCGCUCCCCACCAACCCCACCCGAAAGGAGGACCCCCGUCAGCAAGCACUACUCUGUAGAUCCAUCCCUCACCACUCAGGUUCCAGAACCGCCCUCUGUUAACCCCGCAGUGUCCCCUGCCAUUCCUAAAGGUGGAAGAAGUGAGGACAGAACGCCCAUGACUGUCCCCCAGAGGACGCCGGAGGCCGCGCUCCCGCUGCCCUCGCACAUUCCCCCUUCUCCUCCCAGGGUGAAGGUACUCCCUCUACCUCCCACCUCGUCUGCCGGCGCUGUUCCUGUCAUCCAGACGGACCAGCCAUCCCCCACCACGGAGCUACCCGGCCAGCCUCCGGCCGUUCCGCUGCACAUCCGCAUCAAGAGAGCUCUGAACAGCCCUGGCGCAACCCAGCCCAAACCUGAGGGAACCCAGAGGGCCUACUCCCUGCUCUUUGAGCUUCCCCCAGAGGUCCCUGACGACCCUGAAGAGGCGCUGCUGAACUCGCGUCACUCCUUGCCUGUCUUCAUCGAACCUCUCAGGCUGCCAUACGAUGAUGACUUUGACAUGGAGGAAGAGCUGCAGAAGGCGAAAGCUCAGCGGAUCCCCCAGCAGCCGGAGCUGGAACCCCGGAGCAGGAGGGGCCUGAUUGGAGACCCCAGGGUCACAGUUAUACCCGAACAGGGCGGCCACGAGGACGAGGAUGACUCGGACUCUGAUGGGCCCAUCCUCUACAAAGAGGACGAGGAGGAGGAGGAGGAUGACGAAGAAGGCCCUACAAGUGGGCUGGCAAACCGCGUGAAGAGAAAAGACACGCUGGCUCUGAAGCUAGAGAGACAAGAGAAGCAUGAGCGAGAACAGAGGGAAGACCAGGAGAACCAGGAGGGGAUGAGCUGGAGCAACAGGGAGCAGUGGGUGGCUGUGAGGAACAAGAUCGGCACCGCUCUCACACGGCGGCUGAGUCAGAGACCCACAGCGGAAGAGCUGGAGCAGAGAAACAUUCUUCAAGCCAAGAACGAAAUGGAUCGACGGUUGGAGCGAUCCGAGAUCAAACGGAGGCUCACCAGAAAGCUGUCUCAGAGGCCCACGGUGGCUGAGCUGCAGGCCAGGAAGAUCCUGCGUUUCCACGAGUAUGUGGAGUCCACCCAUGCUGAGGACUACGACCGGAGAGCCGACAAGCCCUGGACCAAACUCACUCCUGCUGACAAGGCCGCCAUCCGCAAGGAGCUCAACGAGUUCAAGAGCACAGAGAUGGAGGUCCAUGAAGAAAGCAAGAUCUACACCCGAUUCCACCGGCCCUAACUGCUCACAUCAUCAUGUAAAGCACUUAGGAAGAAGCAGCAGCAGCUUGUCCCAUUUCCUCCUGUUAACCUGAAGAUGGCGCCAACGCUACCUGAAGAGUCUCAGGAUGUUGUUGGACUGUGGUGGAGUCAGCAGGAGACGGUGGGCCUGGUGGGCCCGGUGGGUCCGGUGGGCGUUGCAACGGCUCAGUGACUGAACCAGAGGGGGUCCUUCACCAUGAGCCGGUUCUGCCUUAACGCUCCUGAACACUGGUACCAGGCUGAGGCCAAACAUGAGACUGGUUCAGAACCAGUCUCUGAUUGACUGUUUUUGUUAAUCACAAUCCCAUAUCACUAGAUGAUUUUUGAUAAGAGCACCUUAUGCUUCCUAACGGGGUUGAAUAAAAACUUAACAGCCUUUAAUUCUGUGUUUAUAUUUGAGAUUUUUGAAAGCAGGAAAAUGUACAUAUUUUUCUCUUCCUGCCUGUUUUAUGGUACUUUAUAUAUGCUGCUCCAUAGCGGAAUGCAGCUGUAUGGAACAAUAAUGUAGAUUUAAUAAACUUUAUAUUGUAAACUACUGACUGGAAAUGCUGACAUGUUUUCACUGUAUAGUGUUCCUCUGACGUCAUUUCUGAGCAUUAAAGGUACGGAUCCUUUUUCUUUUUUUGAUACAGAGCCUGUAAGCUGUGUCAUCUGCAAACACUGAAUAUCUGAUCGAUCUGAUUAGAAAAUAAAAAACAAUGAUUUAUGAA
Molecule: messenger RNA, 4658 nt
Organism: Gambusia affinis (western mosquitofish)
Lineage: Eukaryota; Metazoa; Chordata; Actinopteri; Cyprinodontiformes; Poeciliidae
Gene: phactr4a
Product: phosphatase and actin regulator 4a
Exons: 15
Coding region: 374-3928 (1184 amino acids)
Biological process (GO): actin cytoskeleton organization; neural crest cell migration
Molecular function (GO): actin binding
Source: RefSeq, a predicted model, not a curated record